Molecule: messenger RNA, 912 nt
Organism: Beta vulgaris subsp. vulgaris (sugar beet)
Lineage: Eukaryota; Viridiplantae; Streptophyta; Magnoliopsida; Caryophyllales; Amaranthaceae
Product: steroid 5-alpha-reductase DET2
Exons: 1
Coding region: 97-873 (258 amino acids)
Biological process (GO): brassinosteroid biosynthetic process
Cellular component (GO): membrane
Molecular function (GO): 3-oxo-5-alpha-steroid 4-dehydrogenase activity
Source: RefSeq, a predicted model, not a curated record
UUAUAUUAACAACUACCUAAAAGGUUAAAAUGUCUUUAAGUAGUACACUAACCAAAACCCAAAACAACCAAAAAUAAUCAAACCCAACCAAAAACAAUGUCUUCUUCAUCAGAUGAAUCUCUCUACUACAUGUCCCUCAUCUUCCUCAACUUCACAACUCUCCCAACUUUCAUCACAUGCCACCUCAUCACCGCUCCCUACGGCCGCCACGUACGCUCCGGGUGGGGCCCAUCUUUCCCCUCUUACCUUUCAUGGUUUCUCAUGGAAUCUCCCACAAUCUUUUUCUCUCUCCUCCUUUUCCCCUAUGGCCGCCACGUGUCUUCUCUCCCAUCACUCUCUCUCCUCUUCAUUUUCCUCAUUCACUACACCCACCGUGUCUUCAUUUACCCUCUCCGCCUUUUCCGUCGCCGGAAAACCACUAGCGGUAUUCCGAUCACCAUCGUUUUUAUUGGUUUCUUUUUUAACCUCGUGAAUACUUAUAAUCAGAUUAGGUGGGUAUCACAUUAUGGUGAGUAUGUUUCUGAUAAGUGGUUUUGGGGGCGGUUUUCCGGUGGAUUGGUGGUUUUUGUUUAUGGUAUGGUGGUAAAUGUGAAAUCUGAUUUGGUAUUGAUGGGCUUAAAGGCCCAAAAUGGUGGGUAUAAGAUUCCUAAAGGAGGGUUGUUUGAGGUUGUGAGUUGUCCAAAUUAUUUGGGUGAGAUUUUGGAGUGGUUGGGUUGGGCUUUAAUGACAUGGUCUUGGGCUGGGUUUGGGUUUUUGUUGUAUACUUGUUCUAAUUUGGUGCCUAGAGCACGUGCUCAUCAUAAGUGGUAUUUGGAGAAGUUUGUGGAGGAUUAUCCUAAACAUAGGAAAGCUAUCAUUCCUUUUUUGUACUAGUGGAAUUGAUUAAUUAAUAAGAUGAUAUUACUAAUGGCU